AUGCCAGAUGACGAAUACCGUACAAAAUAUUCUGCUGCUCAAAAAAUGCAAUUCUUGAAAACACAACAAGCAAAAUUAGAAACUCGUGAAAUACCACAACAUACUCAGAUGAGACUUAAAUCUCAGGAUAAAAAAAAGAAAAAGAAGUGGAAAUUGAAGAAAAAGAUGUCCCAAACAAGCAGCUCGUCCAAAUCAAAGCGUUCGUUGACUUCAACCGGUAGCAGUGCAGAUCAAAUUCGAUCUCCAAUUCCAAAAAAUGAAAUCAAGCAUUCAGUAUCGAAAGUUGAGCAAAACGAAGAACUGAUGUGGAAGCAUCGUUCUAAGUAUAUUUAUGAAGCUGAACGAAUUUCGAUAAAACUGAAAGAAAUAGCAACAGAAUGUGAAAAAGACGUUGAAUUACGAAUAGCGAUGGAUGAUAUUACUGCUGGCAUGGAUGUGUUAAAACGAAAACGUAACGAACACUGUCAAUACGUCAAUGCGCAGAAUGAUAUUUUGAAAAAACAAGUCAAACUUUUGGGUGAAUUUCAAGCAACGCAAAUAAUUGAACUUUCGAAUAAAGUUCAACAAUUGCGUAAUACAAUGAAGAACAUCGAUGCUAAGCUAUCUGUAAUCUUUACAAAACUAAAAUCUGUGAGUGUACAGUAA
Messenger RNA from Thelazia callipaeda (thelaziosis nematode), 645 nucleotides. The record is from the annotation of a GenBank genome assembly. NCBI's taxonomy places the organism in Eukaryota, Metazoa, Nematoda, Chromadorea, Rhabditida, Thelaziidae.